UUUAAAUGAAUUAAGUGAUUGGUGGUGUUCUAUUAGUUUUUUAGUUUUGUGACUACACAAGCCUCUUGUGAUUAACCCAGGGUUCAUUUGUCUCUGCCAGUCUCCUUGGUGUAUAAAUUUGGUUUCCAUGGUAACAUAUCUGAAUGGAUCAGAGUUGCACAAAAACAUUUUGCAGUUUAUAGUAGGGGGAUCCAGUUGGAGUAAGUUUCUCGAGGAAUCAGAGCUUUUUAUUAUUAUUAUUUUAUGUAACUGUAAAGUUAAGGAGUUGGCGGCAAAGUCUACAAAUAAAGCCACAUGUGCGGCAGAUGAUAUAGAGCAGCUGAAUGGUUCUGAAUGUCUGGGACAUUUCCCUGGAAAAUGAAAGCCUGGAAUAUGUGUUUCUCCUGACCAGUCUACAGCAGCUUCUCUCGCUUCACUGCACUUUGGAUACUUCUAAACCCGAAAGGAAGACUGAAUUGUGAUGGCAUUGUGCAAAAGUUCAUUUGCUUCAGUAUUUUAGGCACUUUUGAUGAAUGUCUACAAGAUGAAUUAUCACUAGUUAAACAAUUGAGUCACUGUGGCGAUCAAGAAAUGGAGUUUGUUUUGAGAAGUCAAACUGCUGAUGCAAACAGAAGAAAAGGCUUACAUGUUAAGUUGUUCCGUGAACAUACUGUUGGUGCAGUGGUGAGACGGUGCGUAUCUGUGCAAAAGAAAAAGGAAUAUAACGACGUCCUAGCCUUCCCACCAAUUGCAAAAGGCUUAUCUACAAACUCUCAGACUCAGGAAGGUAGUUGCAGUAGCUGUAAUUCAUCCCAGAAACUUCAAGACUUGUUCUUCGCUCCUCGUAUUUGUGGCUCCCAGAGGACUGCCUACAAACUACUGGAUCUGAAGGAAGUUGGGAGUAAAACAGCUGACUGUCACUGGAAUGUACCAUAUAAAAAAGUAAGUGAGGAAGCAGACUUGCAGAUCAAAACUUAUUUAAAACACCAUUUACACAACCGGCACGGCAAGAGGACAGAGUAUUUUGGAGGAGGCAGGACACCAUUAAGAGACAAGGGAAAAGAACCUCCUCACACGUUCAAAACUGAAGGCUUUUUAUUAAAGGAUAAGCAAUUAACAGCCUUACUAGAUGAAGAACGUCACAUCAAUUUUUUGGAAAAUCCUCAGACUGAAGCGAACAAGCUGGAGAGACAGGCGGCGCAAAGUGAGGAAACCAGCAGCGAACACAUUUCCAGCUCCAGGAGGACAGCAUUGUCAGGAGCAGAAGUUUUAUCAGAAAGCAUGAUCAAAAGCCAGGCCAACCAUGGAAUAUCCUCUGACAACUCUAAUUCAAACACCCGAGCCAUUACCACAAGCAGUAAUCCAAAAGAAUUAGCAUUUUCCAACCAGCUUGUUAAUGAGGACUCGGAAUGUGACAAUCUGUUGUCAGACAGUGAUAAAAUCAAUAAAAUGCUGAAAGGAGACAUCCACAUGCAAUAUUCUCCAAAGAAGAAACGGUUUAUGAUCUAUGUUUGUGGUGGAUACAGCGAUACAGCGCCAGAAAGAAACACCUUAAUGGAAAAAGUAUACCCUCAGCUUUACGAUUACUGUAAGCAGCGAGGGUAUGACUUCAGGCUGGUGGACCCGCGGUGGGGAGUGCAGGAUGGAACCAGUAACAGCCACAACACGGCCGCACUGCACCUGGAGAUGCUCAGACAGUGCAAGGACUCAGAGGGACCUAACUUUUUUCUUUUCACAGGUCAGAAGCGUGAUAUACAUUCAUUGCCCCCCAGUAUCUUAAAGGAAGACUUUGAAGCCAUUCUCAACAUUAUAGAGUCCAAGAGACUAAAAGCAGCAAAAAGGAAGCGCUUACACCUCAGAGCAAAGGAUGAGGCAGGUUUAAGCUUACAGUCAGAUGCUUCAGUGAACAACGCAGAACGCAUAUCCUCAGAUCUUAAUAAAAAUGAGGGCUCUGAAGAUGCCUCUGCUCUUUCCAAUGACAGCAGCGUUGCUCAUGCCUCCUUUUCUAAUGGUGACGUAUGCAGUGUUGCCCAAACUGAAAAGUCUGGGUUAGAUUAUGAAAAAGAGAUUGCUCUCCUUCAGCUGUGGUACAAACUGGAUGAAAACUCUGUUCCUGCAAUAUACCGUCUUGUGCCAAUCAGCACCCACAACAGAGAUUUCCACAGCAAAGAUCCUUUAAGGAGGCAACAGUCAAAAAACAACUGGUUGAGUGCUUCUCAGAAACUCCACACCAUCUUACAGCAGAAUGCCUCUGAAGCUGUGGGAGAGGAAGCAGCCUGUGCUCUACUAAGAACAGUUCUCGACUGUGAAGUUGAACAGGGACUUCAGACAAGUGGCCCCCCUGAAGGACACUGUCACUGGUUUAAAAGAACCAUCACUGACAUCAAAUACAACCUUGGAAGUAUAAAAGCAUCAGACUACAUAGAUACCCUCCCAGCGCAACCAGAAAUUAAUCAGACGCUGUAUGCAGCCCAUCAGAAAUUUAUGGACAACAUUCACGCAAAGCUACGGCAUACUAAUAUCUAUGAGCACAAUGUUGGCUGGGGACGGGAUGGAGUCAAUUCAAAAGUCAAUUCGUCACAUUUGUAUUAUACCGAGCGAAUCUGCAAUGAUUUCCAGAGAAUUGUCAUCAGCCACUUUAACAGAUUCCUCAGUUCAGGUGCAUGUAAAGAUCCACCUGAUGUCAGAAGAAGAGACGUUUGUCAAAAUCAAGUGAAGGAAGAGAUUCUAGAACACAUUUGCCACUGUCAAACACUGGCAGGGCAUUGCAUUGGGAGGGAGUCAGUCCUGAUUGACCUGAGUGAAGUGAUAAAAAAUUCACAGCAGAAAUUGAUUGUACUGCAUGGAGGAAAGGGAUGUGGGAAGAGCACCUUAAUGGCCAAAGCUGCAGUUCUGGCAUCUAACUGGAUACCAGGGAAGCUAAAGACCAUUGUGCGCUUUGUGGGAACUACUGGAGAGAGCAGAAAUGUCCGUUUGCUUCUUCAGAGUUUAUGUUUCCAGCUUGCAGAGAUUUAUCACGGGAAGGCCAAUUUAUCAGAGAGUCUGCAUGCACUCAUGAAUGAGUUUAUUGCUCUUCUUGAGUUUGCAUCUGAAGACAGCCCUUUGCUAAUCAUUCUUGACGGUCUUGAUGAACUCUCUGAAGAGCAUAAUACCGACGUCUCUUGGCUUCCUUCUACCCUACCUCAGCAUGUGUAUCUCAUAGUAUCCACAUCAAUGGAAUCAAGCAGUUUGAAAAUAUCAGAGAAGCUGACAAUAAUGUCAGACACUGUGCACAUCACAGCGCUCAGUCCUACAGAGGUCACUCAGAUACUGAGGUGUUGGCUGGAGAGAGACCACAGGAGAUUACAAGCUGGUCAGUGGCGGCUCAUCAUUGAGGCCUGUUUGGCUUGCCCUUCCCCUCUGUAUCUUCAGAGUGCCUAUCAGGAGACCAAACAGUGGGCUUCGUUCACUUCACCAGAUGAGAUAUACCUGCCUGCAGACCUCUGCAAACUGUACACAUCCAUACUAGCCAGGCUGGAGAAGGAACAUGGAGAGCAAUUUGUGAAGAAAGCUGCCUCUUUCAUAACAUUAUCUAGAAAUGGCAUCACUUUGGAGGAGUUGGUAGACUUGCUGUCCCAGGAUCACGGCGUUAUGCAGGAAAUACAACAGUCUCAUGGGCUGACCGUGUCCAAGUUUCCCUUUGUCCUGUGGGCUAGGCUUCAGCACGACUUAGGGAAUCACUUGGUGGAGCAAAAAACAGACAACACAUAUGUUUUCAAUUGGGCACACUCCACAUUAGAGCUGGUUUGUGAGGAGAGGUACCUGAAAACAAGAGAUGUCCAAAUUGCAUUGCAUGCAGAAUAUGCCAGAUACUACUUAGGUAAGAGGACCUCCCCAGAUGUCAGCAAUGCUAAUGGCCAUGGUUUUCAGCCACUGGCAUGGGUCGUGGAAAAAGACUCGGUGAAGAAUUACAUUUUCAACAUCCGACAACUUCAUGGAGUUACAUACCACCUGAUUAAAUCCAAUUCCAUUUCAACUCUGGUGUCGGAGUGCUUGUUUAACUAUGAAUUUCUCCUGCACAAAGCCUGGGGCUUGUCUGUGGUUCACUUGGAGGAGGACAUAAAAGCAGCACUAACACCAGAGAAACAACUUAUUGACCUGGAUGUGUUAAGCGAGGCUCUCCAGUUGUCAAAGAAGGUCCUUCUUCAGGACCCAUGUCAGUUGGCCUCUCAGCUAGUUGGCCGUCUGAAUCAGAUAAUCUCCACUGACAUACCAGUGGCACCAGGUAAUUCCUAA
This is a messenger RNA of Polyodon spathula (Mississippi paddlefish), 4254 nucleotides long. Its product is annotated as NACHT and WD repeat domain-containing protein 2. The transcript has 18 exons. The record is from RefSeq and is a predicted model, not a curated record. The coding region runs from base 571 to 4254 and encodes 1227 amino acids. NCBI's taxonomy places the organism in Eukaryota, Metazoa, Chordata, Actinopteri, Acipenseriformes, Polyodontidae.